AUGGACACUAGCGCGGAGGGGGAGGCGUUCGAACGUGCAACAGUGUCUUAUGAAAACAAGGGCGCCCGAUUUGUCAUCUCGGGCCCCCGCAGCUUCCAGCGCCAGUACGCCCAGCUGUACUUCUCCCGCCUCGCGCGCCUCUCCCGUAACGCCGCCGCCGCGGCGCGCACCAAGUGGCCGGGCGUGCCGCUGGUCAAGACGCUGGGGGUGGGGGAGGACGUCGACUGCGUCGUCAUCGGGACGCUGUUCAAGCAGCAGCGGCUGCGUCCGAGCGUGCUGGAUGAAUACACCAAAGACGGCGCCCUCAAGCAGGCCUUGGGUCUGACAAAUUUCUGCGAUGCGGCCGACACGAUAGUCAUGGAGGACGAGGGGGCGCGGCUCGUGCUGCGCGGCGCGUCGGACGCCGCGCUGCCCGUCGGGGUACUGGUGACGGGCACCGUGGCGGCCGUACGCGGCCGGGCAGAGUCUGGCGGGGACUUUGUG
Messenger RNA from Monoraphidium neglectum, 483 nucleotides. Its product is annotated as DNA polymerase delta small subunit. Gene Ontology annotation, cellular component: delta DNA polymerase complex. The transcript has 4 exons. Gene Ontology annotation, biological process: DNA strand elongation involved in DNA replication. The annotation marks the transcript as partial. NCBI's taxonomy places the organism in Eukaryota, Viridiplantae, Chlorophyta, Chlorophyceae, Sphaeropleales, Selenastraceae. The record is from RefSeq and is a predicted model, not a curated record.